AUGGUUCGCCUAGCAGCAUAUGUCUUGGUCAUCGGACUGGUUGCAGGCGUGUCUAGUCUCAUGGAGUUCAUCAACCCACCGCCUUUCGGAACUGUUGGCGACAUGAGCAACAGUCCAAAAUACGAGGUCGGUGAUCUGGUCAAUGUUGUCUGGACUCCAGGCGAAGAAGGAGGAGCUGUCUCGUUAUGUCUUUACCAACAGAAUGAAACAGACGGUGUAUGGUUUGGAGAUAUGGAAUACCUUACGCAGAACGCCUUGGAUAUCACAAGAUACAACUGGCUUGUCGGAACGAGAAAGAAUCUCACACUAUCGAACCUGUUCUAUCUCAGUGUGUUCCAAGAAGGCAAGGGUCCCUCAGAUUCAAACAGCCACUACUUUUACAUCGAGAAGAACACUGUCGAAGAGGCUGCCCCUCCUUCUUCUUCGUCUUCAGUGAGCUCCUCUACAUCGAGGUCGAACGAGGCAACCACUCCAGCACCGACCUCAACACCAACAGGGACGAAUACGUCAAGUGCCGAAACAAGCCCAGUCUCAGUGAGCGUUCCGACCAGCGAUGCCACAAACACACCAAACCUCUCCAAGCAAGAGAAUUCAUCGGACGGCUUUCCCUUAGGCGCCAAAAUCGGUCUUGGUGUAGGAAUACCCGUUGCUCUUAUCCUCGGGCUAGUGGCGGGUUGGCUACUGUUCCGUCGACACAAGAAGCGAGAUGCAGUGGUACACGAACUCCCCGCUGUCCAGACCGAACAAUACAAGUACUACAACAACGGGAGCUAUUACGGUUCGAACAUGUACGAAGCGCCGCCAAAGUCACCAGUGGAAGUUGGGCGGCAAACACCCGCGCAGGGCUUCAACACAUGGGGAAGCGGGCCGCAGGAAAAACCUGUGGAGUCAGCUACGCCUGCGCUGACUCGAUACACCAUCCCUAAGAACUACCACGGCCUCACCCUCAACCAAGCCGCCAAGUACGGUGUCCUCGCUGCCGGUUUCGGCGGUGUAGCGGGCUUCUUCGCCCUCUUCUUCUUCGCCGAAGUCCCCAAGGUGCGCGACGACAUCAUGAAGAAGAUUCCCGUUCUGGACAAGUUCUUCACGCACGAGAUACCGCCUGAGGAUAACCCUUUCUGA
This is a messenger RNA of Alternaria atra, 1122 nucleotides long. RefSeq lists its product as uncharacterized. Gene Ontology annotation, biological process: mitochondrial electron transport, ubiquinol to cytochrome c. NCBI's taxonomy places the organism in Eukaryota, Fungi, Ascomycota, Dothideomycetes, Pleosporales, Pleosporaceae. The transcript has 3 exons. The record is from RefSeq and is a predicted model, not a curated record. The coding region runs from base 1 to 1122 and encodes 373 amino acids.